Zeugodacus cucurbitae (melon fly) is the source of this 1897-nucleotide messenger RNA. Its product is annotated as probable methyltransferase-like protein 25. NCBI's taxonomy places the organism in Eukaryota, Metazoa, Arthropoda, Insecta, Diptera, Tephritidae. Bases 1 to 1527 code for a protein of 508 amino acids. The record is from RefSeq and is a predicted model, not a curated record. The transcript has 3 exons.
AUGAGUAGCAGUCAAAUACGCGCCUGUCUGGAAGAGAUACUAAACUUCAUGCAGCCACAUUGGGAGUUUGUCAACUGUCAUAUGGUUAGCUAUUUGACUGAGAAGCAUUGGCAAAAUUAUGUGCCCGCAGAGAUAAGGAAUGAAGUGGCGGAUGUUGAGAGCGUGCAGCACUGCAUAGAGACAGUAUUUUGGCAAAAUGAUGACAGAGACAACAAAUACAGUGGUGUUAAGCAAUUUGUAGCAAAUUGCGGCAAGUAUUAUUUAGAUAAAAACGUUGGUGUACUAACAACAAUUGAGCAGUUAAAUCAAGCUUUCGGUUUGGUUGCUGAUGAAACAGAAAAUUUGUCGAUAAAAGAGUUUAUGAGCGAGAAAAAGCGACAUGAGGUGGAGAUAACCGCCAAACUGGUCGAUCGCUUAAUACACAGCGUAGCGCGACAAAAUAUUGACACACACAACUACAUUGUUGAUGCGGGCGAUGGCAAAGGCUAUUUAUCAUCGCGGCUCGCCUUACAGUAUGGAUAUCAUGUGCUGGGUAUUGACUUUCAAGAAUUGAACACCGAAAAUGCAUUGGAACGCAAUCGAAAGUUGCAGCGCGUUUGGAACGGCUUAGUAAAGCGCGCCGAAUUACAACAACAAGGCAUAACAUCUCAACGACGUGGCAAAAGUAAAAAUUUGCCACAGUCUGCUGCACCAAUGCCGGAAACUAAAGCAGAUUCAGCAGAAAAUGAGGCGCUCUACAAAACCACUGCCGCUUACAUUACACCUGACUUAAAUAUAGUGCAACUAUUGCAACAACAUUUUACGCAAGCCACCGACACAAGCGCUAUCUGCCUAACCGGCCUACACACUUGCGGCAAUUUAGCCACCACCUGUCUACGGCUCUUCCACGAACAACCACAAUGCAAAUUGAUUUGUAAUAUCGGCUGCUGCUAUCACCUGCUGCAAGAGGAAUACGCUGCACCAGAGUAUUUUGCAAAUGAAACGAUUAGCGCGCGUCAAACAACGCCUGGCUUUCCAAUGAGUCAAUUUCUACGCGACAAACAUUUAACGCUUGGACGCAAUGCACGCAUGUUGGCCACGCAAUCGCUGGAGCGCGUCAUCAGCGAACGUAGCGCCAUGAAUAUUUCACUCUACUACCGUGCGCUGCUAGAAGUUUUGAUUAGUGAGAGCGCUGAAGAAUUGCGCCAAAAGCUGCAAGUCGGCAAAGUGCGUAAAUUUGCGAAUUUCAACGAAUAUGUGGCGCUUUGUUGUAAUAAGUUUGCCACACAAAAUUGUAAUUUUCGCUGGAAUGCAGCUGCUGUGGAACGUGUGCAAGAACAGUUUGCGGCCGAUGCGCAUUACAUGCAUUUAUUCUAUUUGCUACGCAUGUGCUUUGCGCAGGUCAUAGAAAGUUUAAUAUUGCUGGAUCGUUUGUUGUAUUUGAAGGAAAUGGGUUAUGCAGGGAGCCAUUUGGUUGCGGUAUUCGAUGCGGUCAUAUCGCCGCGACGUUUUGGCAUUAUCGCUGUGAAGGACGCGGCUAGUAGUUGACCUUGUGUUGUGUGCGCACAUAAAUGAUGUAUGUAAAUACGCUAAUCCCACUGUAAAACCGCUGCUUUGACAAUUAAAUGUUUAUUACCUUAUGGAAAUUAUAUAUCAUAUAUGUAUAUAUAUACUUUUAUACUUUGUAAAUAAAUGCUAAUUACUCCUGCAAUGGUUUGAUUGAUAUUACAGCAACAGAACGCCAAUGUAUUAUUUAUUACGUGUUGUGUGUAGCGUGCAAAUAGCAGUAAGUCAUUUACAUAUGCACGUACAUAAGUUGCUUAACAAGCGGAUCACAUACACUCAUAUGCAUUUCUUGCCAGUCAUUAAGGGUGCAUGCUGUUUUUAUGACUAGAAUGUCGCACCGGUGAAAUGUGCG